AAAAAAAAACCUCUUAAAUGUUAUGAGAAUUCAUUAGGCUCAGUUCCUGCUAAAGUGAGGACUCAAAAACUCAAAAGGCCCAAAGACUCAACAACGAGAAUUAGCAGGUUGAGUUAGUAAUUCUCACCUAGGAAGCAUGCCUCUCCUGGGAGGAGGCACAUGUCAGAAUUUCUGGGAUAGCUCGUGAGUAUGGUGUGAAACAAGUACUUUCCAAAGAAGUAACCAAGUUGUAUUUUUAAUAAAACGGUGGUUUUAUAAUACAACCCAUAAGAAGUGAAGUUCCGUAGACAAGUCCAGGCUGGAGAGGAAACCCCACGGUGACAUGGCUCCUGGUGUGUCGGCCGAGUGUGCAGCAGUAGCCCCCCCCCCCCCCGGGGAAGCAGGCAGGCUGGCGGGGGCUUGGCGAGCAGAGGGAAGGGGAGGUGCCUCAUAGGGCAGAGAGGUUCUGAGAAAACCCGGACGAGAGACGGUGGUCUGGGCGGCUGCUGACCACUGGCUCGACACCACCGUCGCGUCCGCUUUUACCCGCUGUGGUUGCAGCUCCCAGCUUUGAACCAUAAGGCUCAGGUCUCAUCCAUGUAGGUGGUUUUCUUCCCCUGCGAGGUCCUUUGAGCUAGUGUCGCUGUGGUAGCCCCAGCACAUGGUGAAUGUCUCAUCUGUGUCGGAAGGCGGUAGAGGAAGUGUUCCGUGAUGACUAGGGCGCCGCUUUCCCAUCCUUUGCUCAUCUUAAACCGUUGCAUUGUUUUUGUUUGUGUUUUACAGUUUUUGAGACAGUGUCCUUGUGUUCAGACUCUCUCUUCCAGAGGGCAGUUUCAAUUCUCCAUACUUCUUACUUGGAUUCUGCAUCUGAGCAUGGUUUUCAGUACAGUCACGUGACUUUGGUGAAAAAUGACAUUUUCUUAAAUGAGUACAAAACUUUUUAUCAAGAAAAAAAAGCAAGUGACUAUACUCAGGAAGAACUUGAAGAAACUUGCGGGUUUCUGCUGUUUGAGACCGAAAAUCAGGCAAAGUUGGUAUGUCAGCGUGGACUCUGUGUUGGCAGCAGUGCUCUCACCACUCUGGGUGACCCAGGGAAAGGGCAGAGUCAGGUUUGUGUCUGAGAACUAUACAAGUAACUACACUAGCCCGUCUUCUGGCUACGACUGCCACGUGGCUGUGAAUACUCACAAGGUUUCUCACAGGACGAGUCAUUUUCGCACCUUUGAACUGAGCCAGUAUUACCUCUAUGAACUUUCAGGCAGCACUGUUGCUGAGCGACCCAGACAGAUCUGUCCUUAUGUGAUUGUAGCUUUUCAGUACAGGGACCCUAAAACCAUGGCAGCACCACCUCAUAUUCCUAAAAGCUUACUUGAACUCAAAGAAAAUGUUUUCAUCUCUCCAUGGAAAGGGAAAUUACUUAUUCAAGGCUAUCUGCUGUGUGAUAUAACUCUAUGGUCCUCUUACGGUACAGGGGUUCCAGCACAAAUACCGCAUGAACUGGAUUUUAGAUACGUAAUGAAAGUGUCGUCUUUGAAAAAAACACUACCAGAAGCUGCUUUUAGAAAACAGAAUUACUUGGAGCACAAAGUCUGUUGCCAAGAUAUGUGCUUCAGUAUGUACGAGGUGGAACUAUCAAACAAACAAGGGGGGGGAGUAGAUAAACUCACAGAAUACAUUAAAAGGGAGCAAUUGGCAAUCAUCAAAUGCUUAGAAGAUCGAGAGUUUUUCAUUUUACUUACGUCAUCAGCCUUAAUAGCGGAAACAAAUCUUGGAGAGGAGCAGGCGGGCCUGCGAGGGCUGCAUCUCUGCCAUUCAUCCGCGCCAGCAGGGCUGAAAGACUUGAAGGUUGAAGAUGACUUCUCAUUGAAGGUGAUACCUAUUUUGCCUGCCCUUCAUUGUGCCCUGCUAGAAGCAAAGAAAUCAUUUACUGAGAAAGACAUCUGUCUAAACAAAUUAGUCAAACAUAAUUUCCAAGAACUGUACAAGGUGGACAAAAGUCCUGCAUUGACUGCUGCGUCUCAGGACGGAAUUAAAGAGACUGCGUUCUUUGGCAAAGUGUCCAGUGAUUUCGACUUGGUUCCUCCAGCUGAAAAGUGCCCUCUACAGGCUUUGAGUCAGCUGAAGUCUUAUUUUUCAGAUCCUAGUGGGUACAUCUUGGAAGUGUCUACUGCGUUGGAUUUAUUGGCAGAGCGUCCUCAGUCUCCGUGUAUCUCAGAUGGAAUUUGCGAUGCUGGAUUUUCUUUAGCUAUGACUCCAGAUCCUGAAUUUCACGACUCAGAGACAGAAGUAAGAAAAGAAACAGAAACGGAGAAGAAUUCUGAAGAGGUGUUUAAAGCAAGGCAGGGAGCUGUGGUCCCACUGAGUCCAGCAUCAAACCUGAGAGUGCAGCCUAAGAGAAAGGCCAGCACGCUGCCCACAGUGCAGAGUAAAAGGGUGAGCCUGUGCCGCCCCUUCCCCAAAAGGACUCCUGCGGGAGCCAGCAAGGGUCCAGGCUCUCCCACGACUCUCCAGUUAGUCAAAGGACAGUUUCCUCAGAAAAGAAAAAGAGGUGCUGAGGUGCUGGCCGCGCAGUUUGUGCAGACAGCCAAAUCGGAUAGGAAAAACCAAGACGCUCCCAUUUCUGAAGAUGUUCCAGUGGCAGCGAAUGCUAAAAGGGCAAGGAGACGAGAGAAAUCGCCAGUCACAGCCGCCCCCAGGGCCGAGCCACCCGUGAGGAGGUCGCCGCAAAAGCAGAGGGUCAGCCUGGCGCAAGGCGAGGAGCAUCCCCGAAUCAGCGGGCAGCCACCCGCCGCCAAAGAAGAAACUGCUUCCCAGCUUCAAUCAGAAAUUUCAGACGGUCAAAAAGAUGUUAUUAGCAUAAAUACAGCUCAACCAGAGACGCUCUCAGUGGCUCAGAAAGAGCCACCUGAAGACUGCAUUGUCACCUGUGACUCCAGGGCCCUGAAUAUGUUGGCGGAUCUAGCCUUGAGCGCCGCUACCUCUACCGCACCAUCCUCGGAGCCCAGAAACUUCCCCGGCUCCUCAGAACUGCCGCUCCACGCUGCUUUGCUUUCUCAAGAGCCUGCUUUGCGCAGCACUUCGGACCAUGAGUAUCAUCGAGGAGUUAAAAGUCAGAAGGGCGGACCGUUCUCCACACCCUCCUCUGAUAAGAGUGAUGCAACGGCAGACCCCCGGCUCAGCCCCGAGGAAGAGAACUCGGUUGCUGGCAGUCAGGCCCCCGCGGAAGCCCCGGCGGCCCUUCCCGAGGAAGCACUAGAAGGUUCCGACUCGAGCCAGAGCUCGUUUGUUGCUGUGGAGCAUUCCUACGCCCUCCUCCUGGCAGAGCAUUCCCGGAGGCAUCUGCAGCAGAGGGGGGCCCUGGGCCCUGCCUUUGCCAAGAGCGGCACAAAGGGCCCGGAGGCGGGCACCCCCGUGGGGAAAGUCAUGCCCUUCCGGCACCAGCACAGCACCUCCCCUCUGCAGAAGCUCCCCCAGGACCCGGCGCUCCGGCGUAGGGCCAGGCUGCUGCCCUCCGGCCUGAAGGACUUUCCCUGCUCUCACACCGUGUUCAGCUGCGACGGCUCCUUCAAGAUCACCUUCAGGUGUGAAGCAGACUACGUGUUCAGCCUGGACAGCAAGUACACCAACAACCCGCUGGAGAAGACGGUCCUCAGAGCCCUGCACGGGCCCUGGAAUACUGAUUUGCCGGAUAACGUGGAAGAAGUGAAGCUGCUGCUUCACAUGUGGGUAGCUCUGUUUUACAGCAGUCAGAACCAAGUCAUGCGGUCGUCCCGGAAAGUAGUGGAGCACAGCAACCCGGCCAAGUAUGUGUCCAUAAACAGCACGCUGGACCCGAUCGCGUUCAGCGAGCUCCAGGAGGCCUCCGGCGCGGAAGGCUGCCUAGACCCCCUGUUGGAGACGGCGGACGCCCCCAGGGGCCUUCCUGCGCCCCCGUCCUUCCCCGACACCGACUCCCUGCUCCCGUUCGUGAAACCGCCACCCAGGAGAGGCCUGGAGCUCUGGGUGCAGAGUGAACAGAGCGACCUUUUUGCAGCAGAGGGUCAUGCAGAGGCCCCAGAAAGCCAGAAUCUCAUCUACUCUUGUGACACCGAGAUUAUUGGGGAGAAAGCCGAACCAGAGUCAUCAGAUAAGCUGGAAAUGUCUAAUCUCGUGCUUUCUAGGAUCAGCAGCACUCAGACUAACGGGCCGUCUAUUCCUGGUGAAGAUAAAAGCUUUGAGCCCCUUGAUGGUGCACGAGUGGCUUACAGUGAUGCUCUCACACAAACCACACUCCCUAGGACAUAUGAUGGGAUCAGCAGUCCGUCUAUGAUUUGUCAGAAGUCCGUGUACAGCGCCCUGGAAAGCAGAGUUGAUCUUUUUCAUGCAAAAAGGCAAACAAAAACAGGUGCUUUGCAGGGCCUUAUGCAGCAUAGCCACCCCCUAAACAAAGAGUGCCAGCCCUCGUUGGAAAGGAAGGAGGAUGUCGGGUAUGUGAUGAUUAAUCUGGAACCAGUGAGUCUCACUUUUGAAAAAAAUGCCUAUGUACCGAUAGAGACAGAAGCUGUCAAUAGAGCCGAUACGCCUGCAGCCUUGAGCAAACAAGUAUCACCUGCUCCAGAUCUCAGCCAUGCUGUGCCCACAUUUGCAGAGGCACAGGGUCUUGGGGACAUUCCCUCUCUGGCAGUCACAGGACAGAAAGGUGCUACGUACCUUCGUGCCUCCCCAGCAAGUAGAGAGACCCUCGUUGAGGAAAUGUGCUCACUACAGAAAGACAGGCCCGUGGCGGGCUCACCAUCGCCACCUGAUCGCCCAGUGGUAACAGAGGCCUUGUCAUCACUUAGAAGUUCUCAUUCGUCACCCAGAGAAGAGAUGAAGCUCUUGCAAGACUUUGUCCUGCAGACUCAGAGUCCCUUUAGCAUCUCUUCGGAAGCGGUUGUUGAGCUGGCCCAGGGUGCAGAAACUGGGCCAUCCUCAGCCUCUGCUCCCCGGGACACGGGGGACUCGCUUAGCCGAGUUCCGUCCAGACGGGCUCCGGGCGGCUCUGCAGAACUGAAGAGCAGCAGGACUGGUCUGAAGAGUGAGAAGGUGAGCUGCGGCUCCUUCAACUCCGAAUUUAGCAAACAAAGUGGCCUGUCCGUGAACAGAGAGGCCAGCCUCGAGUUCUCAGAGGAGGGUUCUGACCUUGACCUAACUCUCACCAUAUCGCCACCUGCAAGUCCCGGAGACGAGGAGCCCGAGGCGGAGACGGAGCAGCGGCUGGAGGCCCCGGGGCCCCACUUAGAGCUUCGGGAGACGGCGGGGGAAGGCAUUCCGCCCGCAGGGGGGCCUCGAGUAGUGGACAGAGACGUGAACCCUGCUGGCACUGUGUCAGUGAGAGCGCCAGCUAAUGAGGACAGGAGCGGUGACACUUCACAGACAGCGACCUUCGUCCUUUCUAAAGAAACGUGUGCCCUUGAGGUGGCAGAGGAGAUGCAUGUGGCCUUAGACUUCCCCUUCGGUUCUUUGAUUGAGGAAGUGUCACCAGCUUCCAGUCCUGACCCACAGGCACCAGGCGCAGACACACAGACGGCUGGGGCUGUGUCCUCCUGCGGCGCAGAGCUCUCUGAUGCGCGGCGUGAGAGCGGUGACCCGCCGUCCCAGAUGGAUUCGGUCGAUGUGGCCGUAACAGAAAAAGACAAUUCUUUGGUGGGUCCAGCCCCUCCAGUGGGACAAGAUAACUUACCUCGGGCACCGCCAGUGCCGUUUCCUGCUGAAACGCCUCUGGUAUUUAGGCGUCACCCAGAGAGGAGAGGGACGUGCUCAGCCCUUCCUGGUGCAGUCCCUGAGCAAGCUGUCCCAGGGGAGCGUGACCAGGGUCCCCCCGUCUCCGCAAGGGCACCGAGCUGGGACGCAGAGCCGAAGCAGCCUGCCUCGGCUGCCAGGUACAGAGAUGCCCCGGGAAACCAGGCGACCUCAGGGAGUCCCCUGCAGCCAGCGGCGGUGGAGGACAGAAGCCCCCACGUGAGUCACCUCAUCUGGGACUCCAGGGACCCUCCCCUCAGCCCCAGGCACAUUCUGGAAACUCAGCCUUUGGCUGCGGCCUUUGUCUCCGCGGCUGCGCCCACUGACGCCAGUCUGUCCCUGGGGGAGCAGGUCGGCCCCGAGAGGCCCCCGGAGCAUCUCCUUGGCGGGGACCUGAGGACAGACGGCCGCUGCUACAUCCUCGUCAGGUCUCUUCGCUCGGGCUCGGUGGACGGCGCCGCCGGCCCCGGGGGCCUGGUCCGCGCGGAGCGGCCAGCACCCGGCCUCUGCUCGGGCCCCGGAGCCGCGGGGCCAGGGCCGCAGACGCAGGAGAUCUCGGCCGUGAGGAUGGCCAGGCUGCUCCAGAAUAACGGCCCCGAGGCCGGGACCCGCGGCGACGCCGUGGACCUGGGAGGCGCUGGUCCGCAGUGGAGACCCCCGUCUCCUCCCGCCUUCCACCGGCUGCGGGCCGGGUCCGCGGGCCCAAGCCGGGACCUGGUGGGCCAUGGGCCCUUGCCCCCCUGCUCACGGGCCGAUGCGCCCCCCGACACGGCGGCCGCCGGCCUGGGCGGCGGGCAAGCACCUUCUGCUUCCUUUGUCCCCGGAUCUCGGGCCCCCCUUGGUGGUGGCGUCUCUGACGCUGAGAGCGCUGGUGAGGGGCCGAGGGCCGAGAGGGACCCUGCGCCCCCGGGUCUCCGUGCGAAUCCUGACAUCCAUUAUGAGCCACUUUCCGGAGACUCGGAUCAAGACUCUCUUGGCGAGUGUGCGAAACCCAGGGUAGACGCCCGGGAUUCCUGCGCUCCGCGGUGUAGUCGUGCCGAGGACAAAGGUGCCUCCGACGAGAGUGACGACCCUUUCCUGGGCCUGAGCCACAGCGACGACGACGAGGACUGGGGCCGCUCGCGCCGGCUGCCCGGGCUGGAGCCCGCCAGGCGCGUGCCCGCUUUCGUCCGCGUCCGCGACCUCCGCGGCGUGGCCCGCGCCUACGCCAACUUCCCGGUGACCCGGGCGCGGAGCCGGGCCCCCGGCGGCAUGGCCCAGGGCGCCUCGCUCCGCCUGCGGACGGACACGGGGCCGGGGGCGGCUGACCUCACCCGCAGCACUUUGGAUCUGGAAUAUCUGCGUUUUGCACAUAAACUAAAGCAGAUGGUGAAGCGCGGAGACGCCCGGCGGUCGGGCCCCUCGGCCCCCCCCUUUCCCAAGGCGGCCCCCGCGCCCGCCUCCCGGAGCCGAAGUCCCCUGGUGGUGACCGUCGUGCACUCGGACCCCAGACCCCCGGGUCGUCGGGCAAGAGGCCACACGCCCCACCGCAUGGCCCAGUCCUCCUCGUCCUGGAAGGAGCGGGGCGCCCACGGCAGGAGCCCGCUUCCCAACUCGGGCGGAAGCCAGGCGGCCGCGCUCCACCUCCACAAGCUCAAGUACAACAGCCCCUGGAAGGACUCGCGCGGCGACAUCUCGCUCAUCCUCAGCGAGUUCGCCGAGUUCAACAAGGUGCUGCUCGGCAGCGGCAGCCAGGCCGCCCCCCGAGACCCAGAGCCCAGCGAGGCCGCGGCCCCGGCGCCGGGCCCGCCCUGCCCCCGGCCCGCCUCCUACGAGGACCUGGUGGCCGACCUGUGCGCCAGUCUGCGCGUCAAGCUCGAGCGGGUGGUGAAGGAGGCCUGCGCCAGAACCUUCCUCUUCCACCUGGUGGAGACAGCCGACGAGUCGUUCUUCCUAAGGACGAAGAACCUUCUGCGGAAGGGAGGCCACGCCGAGAUGGAGCCUCAGCGUUUCUGUCAAGCUUUUCCCAGAGAGAACGAUACGCUCCUCGUCAUCAUCAGAAACGAAGACAUCGCGUCCCACUUGCACCAGAUCCCUUCCCUGCUGCGGCUGAAGCGCUUGCCCGGCGUGCUCUUCGCCGGCGUGGACAGCCCGGAGGACGUCCUCCACCACACCUACCAGGAGCUCUUCCGGGCCGGGGGCUUCGUGGUGUCGGACGGCAGGAUACUGGACAGCGUCACCUUGGUUCAGCUGAAGGAGAUCGUCAGAAUCCUCGAGAAACUGAAUGCCAGCGGCAGGUGGAAGUGGCUGCUUCACUACCGGGAGAUUAAAAAGCUAAAAGAAGAUGUGAGAGUGGAUUCAACUGCAUGUAAAAAGAACCUCAUACUGAAAUCGUAUCAGAGUGCAAACAUCCUCGAGCUGCUUCACUAUCACGAGUGUGACUCGCGACCCUCGACAAAAGCCGAGCACCUGCAGUGUCUGCUGACCCUGCAGAUCCAGCGCGUCCACGCCAGGUUCGCCGUCUUCCUCACAGAAAAGCCCGCGCUCUCCAGAGAAGUCUUUGAAGAUAGUGGCAUCCUUGUUACAGAUGUAAAUGACUUUAUUGAAAAUAUGCAAAAAGUAGCCGCUCCCUUCAGGAGCAGCUACUGGUAAGAGCAGGGUGGCCUCUCGCACGUGAGCUGGAACUGCCGUCUGUGUCCUGAGAAACCAGUUGUUCGAAAUUGUCCUGUACCUUGCACAUCAUGCUGUAAACGCGUCCGUUCACUUGGGGGUGGAAUUGCUGCUGGUUUGGCGUAAACGGGCCCUUCUCAAGUACCACUAGCGAAAUAACUAAGCUGCCUUCUGAACGACAUGCCUCUGCACCUGCAUCCCUGACGCCAGGACUGGUGAUGGAACCCGGGCGCAGAGGCCUCUUCCCAGCAAUCAGCAUCCCGCUCAUGGCACUAGUGCUCGUUGCUUGGUCUUACAGGUGGGCUUGUCAGCAGUUCUGCUUCCAGGUGAUGCGGCUGCCGCUUUCCUGGACAGUGAUGACGCCCCCAACAAGCCACUCUCGUCCCUCUCCUUGGAGACUUUCAGAUGCACAGAACAGCCCUCUCGCAUUUGAGAAACCCUAUCCUUCUUGUGUCACACGUCACUAGAACAUCUGGCUUUGGUCGCAGCAGCACUGCAGCUGUCCGUUAGUUUGGGGUUGCAGUGUUAGUGUUUUUAAAUUAUUUUCAUUUUAAACAGAAUGCCUUCAAAACUAUUGAUUGAACUUAAAGAGUUUCAUAAGUGUACUCAAGUGUAGCAAACCUAAGUCUCUUACCCAGUAGCAGUGUUUUUGCAUGUUCUGGUCAGAAAAGCGUAUGUACUACAUGUGACAGCUUUAAAGCUUUUCCCGCCUGUGUGAACACAAUGAUCCUACGUGGUUUUAUUUGCUGUUAUUCACACUACAUCAACUUUUUUCCUAAACGGUACAAAUUUAUAAACUCAUUUUUCACUUCCUUUUUGGUACAUAGUCACUACAGAAAUCAACCCUGAGAAAGAAAUGACCAUUUAUUUAUAUUAGAAUGAUUUCUACAAUAAUCUUAACCUCAAAACCAAGCAAAAAAAAAACAUUUGUAAGAUACAUAGUAUCUAUUUGGUACAAACGUUUUUGUAACUGAUUUCAUUUUUUUAAUAAAGACAACGAAGUAUCAUUCAACUGCU
Molecule: messenger RNA, 9405 nt
Organism: Phacochoerus africanus (Common warthog)
Lineage: Eukaryota; Metazoa; Chordata; Mammalia; Artiodactyla; Suidae
Gene: TASOR2
Product: transcription activation suppressor family member 2
Exons: 21
Coding region: 904-8370 (2488 amino acids)
Biological process (GO): negative regulation of gene expression, epigenetic
Cellular component (GO): nucleoplasm
Source: RefSeq, a predicted model, not a curated record